Naegleria gruberi is the source of this 2332-nucleotide messenger RNA. RefSeq names its product major facilitator superfamily protein. The transcript has a single exon. Gene Ontology annotation, molecular function: transmembrane transporter activity. The coding region runs from base 393 to 2309 and encodes 638 amino acids. Gene Ontology annotation, biological process: transmembrane transport. The record is from RefSeq and is a predicted model, not a curated record. NCBI's taxonomy places the organism in Eukaryota, Heterolobosea, Eutetramitea, Acrasida, Naegleriidae.
UUGGAUUCUUGUUGGAGAGAAUAUUGAGUUCAAAUCAUCUUCUCGAAAGAAUUAGCAAAAAGAUUCAAUAUUGAAUAACAGUUGGAAGUCAACAAGAUCCUUGCUGUUCAUUAUUUUGUUGGUUCAUCACGGAAGAAUUAAUUCUCUAGACAAAGCUUUAAAAAAAGGAGGAACCAUCAUCAUUGAUCCCGACCAUCUUUUCAUCUAGAACAAUUAAUUAUAUAUAAUUAUUAUAUAUUUAAUAAGAAUUAGACUAUAUUGCGAUUUUAUUUAACUACUACUAGUACUGAUAGUACCGAUUUAUAUAUUGGAUAAUUGAAUUUCAAAUUAUUUUCUCAGUGUAAAUACAAAAAGUUUCAUCAUCUAUUAUAUAUAAUACAAAUACAAAUACAAUGAAUCUAUCAUCAUCAGGGAAUCCUCACAAUGAAGAUAUCGCCUCUCAUCCAAUACAACAACAACAACAACAGAAAACACCUACAUCAGCCCAUACUGCUUCCUUCUCCUCCCACGUUUCUUCUCAUAGCCAUCAUUCUAAUGAAGGCAUUGGCAUUCUGACCGAAUACAAUCCAAUGACCUCCUCGUUUCACUUGGAACCAAUAGACAUUAAACAUCCAGAGAGAACCAUUGCAAAACCCAUGUUAGAUGUAAUGGGAGAGGAAUUGGCAAGAUUAGAUACACCAUCAACUCCUCACAAUGAUGAUAACAACACAAUUGAUAGUCAACAUCAUGAGAAAGUUCCACAAAAUCUUCAUCAUGAUGGAUUACAAAGACAACCACUCUACAAAACAAUUGGAUAUUCUAUAUAUUAUAUAGGAAGUGGUUCAACAAGUUCGUUUGUACUUGGAUUGUUAUUGCCAAAACUUGUCGUUCAAAUGUUGGGAUCAGAAAAUAAGGAACUCUACUUGAGUAUUGUUGUUUCUAUUGCAACAGUUAUCGGAGUGAUUGUUAGUCCCAUAGUUGGUAAUAUUUCUGAUAGGAUUGGUAGGAAAUCACGUAUUCCAAUUGUUGUGGUUACUACUCUGGUGUGGGCAUUGAUGAUUAUUCUGCAAUCUAUUUGUUCAAUGAUGCAUACACAGUUUCCACAGUAUUAUGUUUUCAUAUUUGUCAUGUAUGGAGCUGUGCUGUGUAUCGGAAAAUGUGGAUAUGUCACUUCACAAGCUAUUGUGACUGCAAUGGUAACAGAUUUGUUCCCACAAGAACAAAUCAAUUUGGUUUCAGCACUUGUUGGUGUUUUUACUUUGAUUGGAGUCAUGUUGGGAGUUGUUUUGGGAGGUGUGAUAAUUGGUCAUGUUGAUUUGAUUUGGGUAUGUUUGGGAUAUGCAGCUCUGUGUUCAAUUGUUUGUGUACCUCUCAUGCUCUUCCAUAGAGAGCUUAGAAAGACAAAGGUCAAACAAAUUGAAAAGGAAGCUGCCAAGAAACCAGGAGAAUUUGAAGACGUUCCACUCACUACAGAACCUGCACAAGAAGCACCAAAACCACGAUUCUACAAGAGAGCCCUCAAUUAUGCUCUUGCAUUUUUGGUUCCAUUCAAGAAUAGGAAUUUUACUUGGGUUUUUAUUACUCGUUUCACUAUUCAAUUGACAAAUGCUGCUGCCAGAAAUUACUUUUUCUAUUUUAUUCAAGAAGUUUUGACUCCAUAUAAUUUCAUCUUGACCAACAAAUUCCCAACCAAUAAUGAGGAAGCUUUGAGUUUAUUCCUUGGAAUUGUUUUCGCUUUUACAUUUGUUAGUGCAUUAUUUGCACAAAAAAUAGCCGGGCUUAUUGGAAGAAGAUAUGUGUACAGUGCUGGUGCCUUGGGCUGUGGUAUUGCCAGUAUUAUUUUAAUCAUUUUCAGAUCUUACAGUGUAAUGAUUCUGUGUUGCUCCAUUCUCUAUGGUUUGGGUAUUGGAUCAUUUAUUAGUGUGGACUUGUCACUUGUAAAUUCAGUUCUGAUUACCAAAGAUGAUUCUGGAAAGGAUUUGGCCUUGUGGAAUAUUUCUGGUACAGUUCCUGAAUUAUUGGGUGUACCUUUGGGAGGAUUGAUCAUUUUAAUUGGUGAUGCUAUUGCACCAGAUGUUGUUGGAAUGGGCUACCUGUUAUUGUACGCUCUUGGUGCAUCACUCCAAGUACUAUCUUCAUUCAUGAUUUUCUGUGUUAGAUUGUCUCGUGCUCAGGAUACAGGAAAUGGUCAACCAGUUCCAAUUCAUGAUCAAAUUGAACCAGCUCAUGAACUUCACUUUGAUGCAGCAGCCGAACCAACAACCAUUCAUCACAAUGAAACACCAAUCCUUGAAGAGGAACAUAGGAAUGAAAUUGAAUUGAAGGAAUAAAAAACAAACUCUUUUUAUUUCUC